This is a messenger RNA of Acipenser ruthenus (sterlet), 3399 nucleotides long. Its product is annotated as potassium voltage-gated channel subfamily C member 1-like. The transcript has 4 exons. Gene Ontology annotation, biological process: protein homooligomerization; potassium ion transmembrane transport. NCBI's taxonomy places the organism in Eukaryota, Metazoa, Chordata, Actinopteri, Acipenseriformes, Acipenseridae. The record is from RefSeq and is a predicted model, not a curated record. Gene Ontology annotation, molecular function: delayed rectifier potassium channel activity; protein binding. Gene Ontology annotation, cellular component: axon; voltage-gated potassium channel complex; neuronal cell body membrane. Bases 1088 to 2794 code for a protein of 568 amino acids.
UUGCUGGAGAGUCGGGAGUUGGUGAGUCUGCAUGAUCGAGAAGCAGCCAGCAGGCUGCACAGCGCAACACCUUCCAGCAUCAAGGCUAAAGAAGCGAAGCAGGAAGGGGAAUGGUUUAACCAGGCAGCCUGCUCUGUGCAAAUAACACACCAGCACCAGCUACCAGCUACCCCGCCGCUCUCAGGACAUCUCCAUGGCAGACAGAAAGGAGAGAGGAGGGGGGUGACCGAAACAUUUAAGCUGAGAGCAUUAACACAAGGAGACCCCCUUACCGUCUCCCUUUUUAAAAAGGGGCGCAAAUAAAACUUAGCACAAGGGUUCACUGAGUGAUGUUCUGGUUGGCUUCAGAAUUCCUGGUUUGUUUUCUCCACCUCGCAGAACCGAAAAACACUUAUUGAUCUGCCAAAAAAAGAAGGAACGCGGACGGAUCAAUGUUAAAGAUCUACAUGUAGUCGGAUCCGCCUGUUGGUGGUGUUGCUGCUGCUGCUGCAUGAGUACCAGAAAAAUAUUGAAAGCAACAAGGACAGAAAGGACAGAAGUGUCUUGUUUCACAAAAAAGCAAGCAAACAAGAAGAUGAUGAGAAAACACUGAAUGAUUCUCUGACUUGAGAACUGGAGCGCGCAGCGGCGGCUGGGAAGGCGAUGCCCUUUCAGCACCAUCUCAUCACCGUGUGCUAAAUAUCAGCAAAGAUUUCCCAUUCGUGCUGAAAACGUCCUUUUCUUAAUUUGUAACUGUGGUGUAUUUGUUUUUCUCGAAUUGAUCUCUCUCUCUCUCUCUCUCUAUAUAUAUAUAUAUAUAUUUUUGAUUAUUGUUAUUAUUUUUGUAUACAGAAGCACAAGCUGUCGCUACCUUUCAAUGACUACCUAUAAGGCAACAGGAGAGGUAGCUAUCACCGCGGCUUGUUGGUAUCUUAUUUUUUAGAACCUGUGCGGGCUUCAGCUUUUAUUCCAGUUAUUAUUAUUUUUUUUUGUAAGUUUUUUUUCCUAUCCUCAGCCAUGUGUCAUUUGGGUCCGUCUUCCCCUCCGUGUACCGCAGCGUUUGUUUUUUAAUGGCUGAAACUUGUCCGCGACAUGCCUAAGAGACGAGAUGGGCCAGGGCGACGACAGCGAUCGCAUUGUGAUAAACGUGGGAGGGACUAGGCACCAGACUUACCGCAGCACUCUCCGCACCUUGCCGGACACCCGGUUAGCCUGGCUAGCGGAACCCGAUGCCCAGAGCCACUUCGACUACGACCCCAGGUUCGACGAGUUCUUUUUCGACCGCCACCCGGGCGUCUUUGCGCACAUCCUCAACUAUUACCGAACCGGCAAGUUGCACUGUCCGGCGGACGUGUGUGGGCCCCUGUACGAAGAAGAGUUGGCGUUUUGGGGUAUCGACGAGACCGACGUGGAACCAUGUUGCUGGAUGACCUACCGCCAACACAGAGACGCCGAGGAAGCCCUGGACAGCUUCGGAGGUGGCCCCCCCGAUCAGGACGAUGAUGGGACCGACGGAGAUGUCAUGGGGGACUCGGGAGACGGCGAGGAUGAGCUGGAAAUGACCAAAAGACUGGCACUGGGGGACUCCCCCGAUGCCAAAUCUAGGGGUUUGUGGCGGCGCUGGCAAAAGCGCAUGUGGGCACUCUUUGAAGAUCCCUAUUCAUCGAAAUAUGCCAGGUGGGUGGCUUUUGCCUCCCUGUUCUUCAUCCUGGUGUCCAUCUCGACGUUCUGUCUGGAAACCCACGAGGCCUUCAACCCCAUCUUCAACCGGACAGAGGAGGUGUUUGUGAACAACGUGACCAAGGAGCACAUCUACCAGGAGACCGAGACGGUGGCCUUCCUGACCUACAUCGAGGGCGUCUGCGUGGUCUGGUUCACCUUCGAGUUUCUCAUGCGCAUCACCUUCUGCCCGGACAAAGUGGAGUUCAUUCGCAACUCGCUCAACAUCAUUGACUUUGUGGCCAUCCUGCCUUUCUACCUGGAGGUGGGGCUGAGCGGCCUGUCUUCCAAAGCGGCAAAGGACGUGCUGGACUUCCUGAGGGUGGUCCGUUUCGUGAGGAUUCUGAGGAUCUUCAAGCUGACCCGCCAUUUUGUGGGGCUGCGGGUCCUGGGCCACACGCUGAGGGCCAGCACCAACGAGUUCCUGCUCCUGAUCAUCUUCCUGGCGCUGGGGGUCCUCAUCUUCGCCACCAUGAUCUACUACGCCGAGCGCAUCGGUGCUAAUCCCAACGACCCAAGAGCCAGUCAACACACACACUUCAAAAACAUCCCCAUCGGGUUCUGGUGGGCCGUGGUGACCAUGACCACCCUGGGCUACGGAGACAUGUACCCUAAGACCUGGUCUGGCAUGCUGGUGGGCGCGCUCUGCGCUCUCUCUGGGGUGCUGACCAUCGCCAUGCCUGUGCCGGUCAUAGUCAACAAUUUCGGAAUGUACUACUCCUUGGCAAUGGCUAAGCAGAAGCUACCAAAGAAAAAAAACAGACAUAUCCCCCGGCCCCCACAGCUGGGCUCUCCCAAUUACUGUAAGUUGGGCGUUAACUCGCCUCACCACAGCACACAGAGCGACACCUGCCCCCUGGCCCAGGAAGAGAUUUUAGAAAUAAACAGAGCAGAUUCCAAAGGGAAUGGCGAGGCAGCUAAGGCGGCGUUGGCUAACGAAGACUGUCCCCAUAUAGACCAGGCCAUAUCCCCUGAGGAAGGCCAGCUCUUUAGCCCAGACGAGAGACAUGAACGCCCCUGCCUGCUCUUAACAACCGGGGAGCUGAAAUGCCCGUCUGAGGAAAGAGUAAGGAAGGACCGCGUCCGACACAGAUAGACAGCCUGGCUGACUGACUGCAUGGAUUACCACCCUGCUCAGAAGAUUCUGGCUGCCUCUCUGCAUGAAACAUCUCUCUGUAUCACUUUGUCCGACUUAAUGCUUCUCUAUCUCUUGUUGUUUUUUUCUUUUUCUUUUCUUUUUUGGAUUCUAGACACAUUUAAAAUGAUAUUUUUGUAUUUUAUUUUCAAAACAACGGGCACUGAUUGAUGCUCAGGUACUCUGUAUUGUUUACUGCAGAUCACAUCCUUGCUCAGUGUAUGCACGCAGAGGUAGUCAAAGUGACCUGACCCAGGUGGAAUACAUCCUAAAGCCGGACAAUGCUAAUGUAUCCUUUUGAUCGCCUGUGUGUGGUUGGGAGAAAGACGAUAACAGGGGGGAAAUCAGCAGAAGGACGACAUUCAUAUAAAUGAAACAAAAAAAUCCUACUGUUCUUUUAAAUGGAUUUUGGACGAGGCUCCACGCAAGAUUAAGAACACAAUUGUGCUUUAUUUCUCCGAAAGGGAACACAGCCAAGAAGAUGAGGACUUGGGACUAUUUCUAUGGCUAAAAAAAUCAAUACAAAAAAGAUCUAUAUAUAUAUAUAUAUAUAUAUAUAUAUAUAU